AUGGCUCUAUGUGCGUGUUGUUCAAAAGUCUCUACGGCAGAUUCUCUUGUUUUAGGGGCUAUCCAGAUUAUGAUUGGCAUCUUUAGCGUUUUCAUGUGGUAUCUCCUAUUGAUUUUGUAUAUAGGACAAAUUAAAGGAGUCUUUGGAACAUAUGAACCUAUAACUUACAAAACAGGAUGUUCUUUAUGGGGAAUUAUUUUUAUCAUUUCAGGAGUCUCCAUAAUAAGAGUAGCAAGGCAUCCAUCUCCACGCCUGCUUACAUAUACUAUGAUCAUGAACAUCUUAUGCAUAAUUGUUGCAGUUAUUGCAGUGGUUCUAACAGUAAUGGAGUUGUCUUCUUUUGAGUCUGUGUCAUAUAGGAAUUAUGGACAAGCGAAACUUGGGAGAGAAAUUUCACGUGUUUUACUGGGCUUCUACCCCUUGGAAUUGUGUAUUGCUUUCACAUACAUGAUCUUCGGCUCUGUUGGUUUGAUUCCAGGGCUCUUCAGGUACCUUUCUGGCCACUCUUUACCUCCUACGCUGGAUCGUGUUCAUCUCCCUGACCUCCUAACACUAACACUCAUCACUUCCCUUCACCCUGAUCCUUCCCACAAGGCAGCAAAGGGUUUUGUCUAUGUUAACUCCCUCCCCCAACAUCUCAUUCCCAAUCCGUGUCCUGGGAGCCUGCAGAUCCAUCAGAGCUCCAAGCACCCCACCGCGCAGGUGUCCCCGCGGGGCUCCUCGCGCAGCCGCGCCCGGAAGCCGAGCUCUUGGUCACAACUGCGGCGUUGGAAGCGCUCGAGGGGCGAUGAGGGGCACAACCGAGGAAUCAGGACCCACUGGACAAGUGCUGCCGCCAGGACUUCCGGAGCCGAAAAGUCUGGAACUGAGGGCAUCACCUACGAGAUCACGCCCCUCUAG
This is a messenger RNA of Physeter macrocephalus (sperm whale), 900 nucleotides long. RefSeq names its product membrane spanning 4-domains A13 (gene MS4A13). The record is from RefSeq and is a predicted model, not a curated record. The coding region runs from base 1 to 900 and encodes 299 amino acids. Gene Ontology annotation, cellular component: membrane. The transcript has 7 exons. NCBI's taxonomy places the organism in Eukaryota, Metazoa, Chordata, Mammalia, Artiodactyla, Physeteridae.